Molecule: messenger RNA, 2065 nt
Organism: Sphaerodactylus townsendi
Lineage: Eukaryota; Metazoa; Chordata; Lepidosauria; Squamata; Sphaerodactylidae
Gene: DYNLT3
Product: dynein light chain Tctex-type 3
Exons: 5
Coding region: 404-724 (106 amino acids)
Biological process (GO): microtubule-based movement
Cellular component (GO): cytoplasmic dynein complex; kinetochore; cytoplasm
Molecular function (GO): dynein intermediate chain binding
Source: RefSeq, a predicted model, not a curated record
CGAUCGCCGCUUGAAAAGCAGGGGAGUGCUUUGUCAUAACAAGGCGGAGCCCUGUGAUGAAACAGCGAGUUGAAGUCCUCGGCCUGCAUGAAAUGCCGAAUGAAGGCGAUCUCUUUCGGACAAGCACUGCCUGGUUCAGGCCCACCUCCAAAAUUUAGAUAAUGAGACUCUGCCCCGAGAGCUGCAGCAUUAAACGCUGCUGACUCUGUUCCGCGAUAGAGAGUCGCAUUUCUGAUGUUGUCGAAAGAAAAAGAAACUUGCCAGAACUUUAUUUUUUAUAGAAAGAGAUCGUUGUCGUUUGCACCCUUGACUAGAAAGCAAAACUCUUUCGUCUCACUGUGAUUCUCCCAUCUAUUCCCACCCACCCAAGAAAUGUACCUUAGUUUUUCUUAGGACUUUCCAGAUGACUUUUAACACUGAAGAAGCCCACAGUAUUGUAAAGGACUGCAUAGAAGGUGUUCUGGGCAAGGCAGAUUACAAUCAUGACAAAGUUAAUCAUUGGACCGCAGCUAUAGUAGAACAGUCUCUAACACAUCUGGUAAAACUGGGGAAAACAUAUAAAUACAUUGUUACAUGUGCAGUGAUGCAGAAGUGUGGAGCUGGUUUGCACACAGCAAGCUCAUGUUUUUGGGAUACCACAACUGAUGGUACCUGCACAGUCAGAUGGGAAAAUCGAACAAUGAACUGUGUUGUGAAUGUUUUUGCUGUAGCCAUUCUCCUGUAGCCAGCUGAACAAGGCACUUUAAGUUACACCAAAGCCUUUAAGAACAAACUAUCAAAUAGAGUUCAGUGUAAGAAUUAUUUUAAAAAUGUAGUAUUUAUACACUAAAGUGAUAUGAACUAUGCUUUUAAGAGGUCUCUGCACAAAGUGUAUAUGAUGGUAAAAUAUUGUUAACAUAUAUGAUGGUAAAAUAUUAUUAACAUAUAUGAUGGUAAAAUAUUAUUUCUCAGUUUAGCCGGCCGGAAGCUUCCAAAAGGCAACGGUUCAAACGUUCGAGAUCUGUGAAUCUUUUUCUCCCAUUAAGAACAUCCAUGUUUGCACCAACAUACUGAUGCUGCCGUUCACAGAGGUUUAAGAAAAGCCUAACAGUGGAAGAGACUAUGAUAUAUAAAUAAUACACUUUGUGUUGAGUAACAGAUGUUAAUGGUUUACAGUAGUAAUUUCAUGCUGUUUCAUAGACUUCCUUCGAAGUUUAUUACAAUUUUUUUCAAUAGAAUGGCAGACUAGCUUCCCUUCAGGAUAGCAUGUCCACCUCUGCAAAGUGGAAUUUAAUUGGAGUGCUAGUAUGUUCUAGGGCCCCCGUUCUGGUGGUGAGGCCCUAUAAGGCCCAAGCCAGUACCUCAUGUGAAGUGAAAGAACACUUUCGGCAUGCACUUUUGAUUCCAUGUGAGAUGCUAUGGAUUUUCUCAGGGAUGCACAAUAUUCCCUCAGAGUAGUAAGAUUGAUUAUCACAGCUUUUGGGCUGCAAAUAAGGCUAUUUGAUAGUGCUUGUUAUAGAAUAUUUCAAAGUAUGGCAAGAGGACAGAAAAAAACACCUGAAGGUAUAUUUUAAAAAUUUCUGCUGUUAAGGCACAAAAUACUCACAGGCCAAAGCACCUGCUUUUCUCAUACAUAUCAUGAAUGUUCUGCACGUGAAUGUAGUUCUGGUCCUGCAACCAGUAGCCAUCAGCACUUUGUUUUAUAUGCUGUUGAGACUUAUUCUUCAGGGCUCUUAAGAUUUAUUCCCUAAGUUAGAAAAAAAUUGGGUUAACCCAGUCUGCAGUAUGCGGUAGUAAUUGACAGCUCAGUGGGAUAUCAACAGAAUGUAAUAAAAAGAAGAGUAAGCACAACACCAUGGAGCACGUUAUAACUGCAUUAUAGUCAUGUUAUGCCACUGAAGAGAUUCAAACAUAAAGACACUUAGGACUGGGAUAUAAAAUAUCGGUAAAGUUGUGUAAUCUUCAUUAUCUGGCAUAUAUUUAAACAGAUGUUCUGAUUAAAUAACAGCCUUUCCCCUUUGAAUUAUUGUAUAGUGAUGUGCCUUAGUCAAAACAAUAUAGAAAUCAGGAUUCAUAUGUGGAACUU